Molecule: messenger RNA, 1524 nt
Organism: Prunus avium (sweet cherry)
Lineage: Eukaryota; Viridiplantae; Streptophyta; Magnoliopsida; Rosales; Rosaceae
Product: indole-3-glycerol phosphate synthase, chloroplastic
Biological process (GO): L-tryptophan biosynthetic process
Molecular function (GO): indole-3-glycerol-phosphate synthase activity; phosphoribosylanthranilate isomerase activity
Source: RefSeq, a predicted model, not a curated record
GCUAAUCAAAGGACAAAGCUUUCCUAAUUAACCAGGAAAUAUGUUUUUUUACCCACUGCCACAGCCACAGCCACAGUAUCAGCCUCGGUCUCAGCGCCAAAAACCCAAAGGCCCAAAAGACGCACAGCCGAGAGUCCCUUUCUUGUUUGUCUGCAAAUCCUUAUUGAAUAAUGGAGGGUUUGGCUUCGUUCCGGGCUGUCCCUUCUUUUACUUCCAGACCCAGAAGCUCCAUUCUCGGCACAGCUUUGAACCCGCGUAGAGGGAACUCGCUCUCUCUUCCAUCUUCGUCUUCCUCCAAUGUUCGAGCUCAACAGACGGAGUCUAAGGAUGACGAACCUGAGCCUGUGAAAAUUGAGCUGAAAAUCAAGGAAUGGGAGAAUAGCAUGUACCACAAUGAAGUAGCUGCGAGCCAAGGCAUCCGAAUCAGAAGGAGACCACCAACUGGACCCCCUUUGCACUAUGUUGGGCCCUUUGAGUUUCGCUUGCAGAAUGAGGGCAAUACUCCACGAAAUAUUUUGGAGGAAAUCAUUUGGCACAAAGACACUCAAGUUGCACAGUUAAAGGAGAGGCAACCUCUAUAUUCUUUGAAGAAAGCUCUUGAUAAUGCUCCUCCUGUUAGGGAUUUUGUUGGAGCUCUUAGAGCAGCAAAUUCACGAACUGGACUGCCUGGUUUAAUAGCUGAAGUGAAGAAGGCUUCUCCAAGUAGAGGAGUCCUGAGAGAAAAUUUUGAUCCGGUGGAAAUUGCCCAAGCUUAUGAAAAAGGGGGAGCUGCUUGUCUUAGUGUUUUGGCAGAUGAAAAGUUUUUUCAGGGAAGCUAUGACAAUAUGAUGGCAAUAAGAGAUGCUGGAGUAAAGUGCCCUUUGUUGUGCAAAGAAUUUAUCAUUGAGGCUUGGCAAAUCUAUUAUGCUCGAUCCAAAGGUGCAGAUGCAAUUCUUUUGAUUGCUGCUGUUUUGCCUGACCUUGACAUCAAAUACAUGACAAAGAUCUGCAAGAUGCUUGGCAUGGCCACCCUUGUUGAGGUGCAUGAUGAGAGGGAAAUGGACCGUGUUCUUGGCAUUGAGGAGGUUGAGUUUAUAGGCAUCAACAACCGCAAUCUGGAGACAUUUGAGGUUGAUAUUAGUAACACAAAGAAGCUUCUUGAAGGAAAGCGUGGCGAAGAGAUCCGUAAAAGAGACAUAAUUGUGGUAGGAGAAUCCGGGCUAUUCACUCCUGAUGAUAUUGCCUAUGUACAAGAAGCUGGUGUUAAAGCGGUUUUGGUAGGAGAGUCGAUUGUGAAACAAAGUGACCCUGAGAAGGGAGUAGCUGGACUUUUUGGUAAAGACAUUUCUUUAAAGUCAGUUUAGGGAGAUUCCACCGAACUUGUUCAAACGAGAGACAUUUCCUUACUCUCUGCAUCCAAUCUACAUAGAAGAGUAAAGUGGAAUAAGUUGUAUGCAUCAACUGCCUGUGAACUGUGAUAGUGAGAGUUUUUGUAACUCAAUUUCGUUUUUGUUGCUCGGAAGGAUUUUUGUAAUUCAAUUCUAA